Monomorium pharaonis (pharaoh ant) is the source of this 1721-nucleotide messenger RNA. RefSeq names its product ethanolamine kinase 1 (gene eas). The coding region runs from base 360 to 1412 and encodes 350 amino acids. Lineage: Eukaryota; Metazoa; Arthropoda; Insecta; Hymenoptera; Formicidae. The record is from RefSeq and is a predicted model, not a curated record. Gene Ontology annotation, molecular function: ethanolamine kinase activity. Gene Ontology annotation, cellular component: cytoplasm. The transcript is spliced from 6 exons. Gene Ontology annotation, biological process: phosphatidylethanolamine biosynthetic process.
UAUGUUCAAUGAGUAACAAAGAUAGAACGACACUUGUGUCGACUUGUGUCAUUAAAUGGAAAGCACCCUAUAUAGAUUGGAUAUUAUCAUGUUUUUAUUACAUUUUGAUUUUUGUACACGUGUACAUGUAAAUUCGUCAGUUAAAUAAAUAUUUUAAUAAUCUGUAACGAAAUUAAUAACAGAUUCAAGAGAGUGUUAUAUCUAUUUUAUUCCUUGUAAAUUGAAUAUACUUUCUCCGAGUUUAAAAUAUAUUCAAAUUAUUUGUACUUUAUCUGAUCUCUAUUAUUUAAAUAUUAAAAUAAAACAGAAUAAAAUAUAUACUCAUUCCAUAAAAGCAUUUUAUAAAAUAACAUUGAGCUAUGAAUGUAUGUGAAGAACAUCUUAACAUAACAAUAGAUGACAAUGAGAUUAUUGUUGGUGCCAAAGAUAUAAUAAAGAGCAUUAGACCAUCUUGGCCUUUGCAACACCUGCAUUUCAAGGUAUUUACCGAUGGAAGAACAAAUAAGUUAAUAGGAGUAUGGUACUCGGGGCAUUAUAAAGAUAUGGUUCUGAUUAGAAUUUAUGGCAACAAUUCAGAUUUAUUGAUUGACCGAAAAAGUGAAAUAAAAAAUAUUCGGAUAUUAAACAAGGCUGGAUACACUCAUUGCAUUUAUGCUACAUUUAACAAUGGGUUUGCCUAUGAAUUCUUAGAAGGUGAAACUUUAACCAGUGAAACAGUAAGGAAUCCGAAAGUAUACCCAUUAAUUGCGAAACGUAUGGCUGAAAUGCACAAUCUUGAAUUUGAAAACGAGUCUGUACCAAAAGAAGCUUUUAUUUGGGAAAAAACAAAGAAAUUUAUGGAAAUUAUGCCUAAAAAUUUCUCCAAUUCCCUCAAGCAAACAAAGUUUAAAAUGUUGAUACCAUCUUAUGCGAUAUUGGAGAAAGAAUAUCAGAUAUUGAAAAGUACGCUUUCCCAUGUGAACAGUCCAGUAGUGUUCGCUCACAAUGAUCUUUUACUAGGAAAUAUAUUAUACAAUCAAAGACAAUUAAGCGUCGUUUUUAUCGAUUAUGAAUACACUGCGUUCAACUAUCAAGCAUUUGAUAUAAUUAAUCACUUUACAGAAUUCGCUGGUUUUGAUGAGCCAGAUUAUUCUUUGUAUCCAGAUGAAAAUUUCCAAAAAAUGUGGUUGAGAGAAUAUUUGCAAGUGUACAACGCAACAACUAACGUGUCUGAAAAAGAUGUUGAUAAAUUAUAUUGGCAAAUUACUAAAUUUACUCCCUUGCCGCACUUUUUUUGGGGCUGUUGGGCCCUUAUUCAGAGCGAACAUUCACAUAUUGGUUUUGAUUUUUUGGCAUAUGCUGCAAUACGUUUCAACGAAUAUUUUCGAUGGAAAGAAAAAAUCUCUAAGCUGAAAACAGAAUAUGACAAAUGAGACAAUGACAUUAAAAUUUAAACAAUUCAAAUAGAUAAUAUGGCAUUUUUUGAAAUGUUCAUUCCUGUUGAAAUAUUUUUGUCUUGAAUGUAUAUGUUGACUAUUGUAUUAUAUGUAUAUGUGUACAUAUUCUAUUGACACAUGGUAAUUUGUAUAUGAUGUAUUUACAUAUAUGUGUCUGAUUAAUAAUUGUGGUCCAUUAUGACCAGUACUUUAUUGGUGCUAGUCUAGUAGUGUGCAAUAUAUAUAUAUACACAAAUGUAUCUUAAUGAUUAUAUUCAUGAAUGAAUUAAAAUGAGCACGAGAAAA